Messenger RNA from Lycium ferocissimum, 2491 nucleotides. RefSeq names its product L-type lectin-domain containing receptor kinase S.4-like. Gene Ontology annotation, biological process: protein phosphorylation. Gene Ontology annotation, molecular function: protein kinase activity; carbohydrate binding; ATP binding. The transcript has a single exon. Bases 330 to 2375 code for a protein of 681 amino acids. Gene Ontology annotation, cellular component: plasma membrane. Lineage: Eukaryota; Viridiplantae; Streptophyta; Magnoliopsida; Solanales; Solanaceae. The record is from RefSeq and is a predicted model, not a curated record.
CCAAAGACAAUAAUACAUCUACAGAAUAAAUGUCACUCUCCUUGAUUGCCUUGGCUGUGUUUUCUGUGACAUUUCUCUCAAAUCUUCUCACUUUUAGUCCAAAUCUUGAAAAUCUAACCUGAAAAUCUUGAAAAAAUAUCCCUUUAUAUGGUACUCUUCUUGUUUGGCUUGUCUAUGUUUCUUCUUUAACAUUUCUCUCAUACCCCAAACAGUGCCUUUUUCAUUAAAAAGCAACAAUCUUUCCUUCAAAUACCUCAAAUCUUCUCACUUUUAGUCCAAAUCUUGAAAUCUGACCUGAAAAUCUUGAAAAAAAAAAUACCCCUUUAGACAUGGUCAAUAGUUGUUUUGUACUACUUUCUUCUCUAAUUUCCUUUUCAAUCCUAGCUUCAUCUCAACAACUUGAUGGUUUCAUUUACACAAGAUUCAAUCAACCAAACAAUAACAUCACUUUAAGUGGAGUUGCAGAAAUAUCCCAAAAAAAUGGAUUUAUCCAAUUAACCAAUGAUACGACUAGAUUAAUGGGCCAUGCCUUUUAUUCUUCACCUUUUCAAUUCAAGAACUCAACAAAUGGUACUGUUUUUUCAUUUUCAACUUGUUUUGCUCUUGCUAUAGUACCUGAAUAUGCAAAACUUGGUGGCCAUGGACUUGCUUUUACUAUUUCUCAGUCAAAUGAUUUCACUACAGCUUUACCAAGUCAGUAUUUAGGCUUACUAAAUGCAACUGAUGUUGGUAACUUUUCAAAUCAUAUAUUUGCUGUUGAAUUUGAUACAGUACAAGAUUUUGAGUUUGGUGAUAUUAAUGAUAACCAUGUUGGUAUAAACAUCAAUAGUUUAAGGUCUAAUAUGUCUGAAACAGCAGGUUAUUUUAAUGAUGAUAUGGUUAAACAAGAUCUGAAUCUUAAAUGUGGUAAGGUAAUAUUAGCAUGGGUUGAAUAUGAUUCUGUUACAAAUUUAGUUAAUGUUACUCUUUCAACAACUUCAAAAAAACCCAAGUUGCCUGUUUUAUCUUAUCAUAUAGAUCUCUCUCCAUUUUUUAAAGAAAAUAUGUAUGUUGGAUUUUCUGCUUCAACUGGUUUGCUUGCUAGUUCACAUUAUGUGUUGGGUUGGAGUUUUAAGUUGAAUGGUGAAGCUGAAUUUUUAGACUUGGAUUCACUUCCUUCAUUGCCUGGUCCAAAGAAGAAGCAUACUGGCCUAAUUGUAGGUAUCUCAAUUAUAGUGGCUGUUUUUGUAAUGAUUGGUGUAUUAGUUGCUAUUUAUUUAAUAAGGAGAUUCAAGAAUGCUGAUGUGAUUGAACCUUGGGAGCUUGAGGUUGGUCCUCAUAGAUAUUCUUAUCAAGAACUUAAGCAAGCUACUAGAGGUUUUAAGGAUAGUGAGCUUCUUGGGGCUGGUGGAUUUGGUAAAGUUUAUAAAGGUGUUUUAAAAAAUUCGAAUAUGGAAAUCGCUGUGAAGCGUAUUUCGCAUGAAUCUAAACAGGGUUUACAAGAAUUUGUGUCUGAAAUUUCCAGCAUUGGAAGACUUCGUCAUAGGAAUUUGGUUCAAUUAGUAGGUUGGUGUAGACGUCGUGGUGACUUGUUACUUGUCUAUGAUUUUAUGCCUAAUGGAAGCUUGGAUAAUUUCUUGUUUGAAAAACCUAGAAUGGUGUUGACAUGGGAUCAAAGGUUCAAAAUCAUCAAAGGAGUUGCUUCUGGAUUGCUAUAUUUACAUGAAGGUUAUGAACAAAUUGUUGUGCAUCGAGACGUUAAGGCUAGUAAUGUGCUACUAGAUGGGGAGUUAAAUGGCAGGCUUGGAGAUUUUGGACUUGCAAGAUUAUACGAGCACGGUUCAAAACCGGGUACGACUAGGGUAGUUGGCACAUUGGGGUACCUUGCACCGGAAUUACCAAGAACAGGACGUGCUACUGAAAAAUCCGAUGUUUUUGCCUUUGGUGCAUUGUUACUUGAAGUGGUAUGUGGGCGUAGGCCGAUUGAAUCAAAGGCAGGGCCUGAGGAGUUAGUUCUGGUCGACAUGGUGUGGAACAAAUGGAGAGAAGGGAAAAUUCUUGAUGUUAUAGAUAAGAGAUUGAAAGGUGAGUUCAAUGAAAGUGAAGUUCUUAUGGUGUUGAAAUUAGGACUGAUGUGUUCAAAUAAUGAGGCAUCGUCUCGGCCUAGUAUGAGACAAGUGAUGAGUUACUUGGAAGGUGAAGCUGAUAUGCCUGAGGCUCCAAUGGCUCCUGGUGACUAUAAUGGAGGAUUCGGAUUCGACGAAAAUGAGUGUUUGCAUUCUUUAGCAUCUACAAGGGGACACACAUGUUUGGCUAAUGGAAAUGAAGAUGGUACAUUUGUUUCUGUUUCUACUGCACCAGUUUCAUGUUUAUUUACAGAUGAACUACCUAGGUAGUGAUUGUGACGUAAUGUGCAGAAUUUUCUCUUUGUUUUUUCCCAGGAGUAUUUCCCUGAUUGAAUACUAUUACUUUAAAGUUCAAAGCUAAAUCACAGUACAUUCUUUGUUCUUGA